UAGUAGCGCGAGAACGUUGGUUCAAUCAAUAAUCAUUUUCAAGAUGGCUGCCCAAACAACAGCCUCAAAAUUUAACGAAAUAUACGAUCUUAAAGAAGAACUUGGAAAGGGUGCAUUUUCCAUUGUGAGAAGAUGUGUACAAAAAGCUUCAGGAUUAGAAUUUGCAGCCAAAAUUAUCAAUACCAAAAAGCUAUCAGCUAGAGAUCACCAGAAGCUAGAAAGAGAAGCCAGAAUCUGCCGUCUUCUCAAACAUCCAAAUAUUGGUAAGUAUAAAAAAUCUAUGCAGAAACUUGUUGUAUGUUGGAUCACAAAAAGCCAUGAAAUCUGUUUCACAGGCUGGAUUUCAUGAUAUGAAUGCAUCAAU
This is a messenger RNA of Lingula anatina, 364 nucleotides long. RefSeq names its product calcium/calmodulin-dependent protein kinase type II subunit delta. Gene Ontology annotation, biological process: protein phosphorylation. Gene Ontology annotation, molecular function: ATP binding; calmodulin binding; calcium/calmodulin-dependent protein kinase activity. Lineage: Eukaryota; Metazoa; Brachiopoda; Lingulata; Lingulida; Lingulidae. The record is from RefSeq and is a predicted model, not a curated record.